Botrytis fragariae is the source of this 1998-nucleotide messenger RNA. RefSeq lists its product as uncharacterized. The record is from RefSeq and is a predicted model, not a curated record. NCBI's taxonomy places the organism in Eukaryota, Fungi, Ascomycota, Leotiomycetes, Helotiales, Sclerotiniaceae. The transcript has 4 exons. Bases 1 to 1998 code for a protein of 665 amino acids.
AUGACCUCUUCAAAUAGACAUGAAGUCGAGCUAGACAGUUUUCCAGAGAAUCAAUGGGAAUAUGAUAUCGUAUCAACAGCGCAUCCCAGAGUCCAGUCCCGCGUUGAAAAAUGGCUUAGCCAAAUCGAAGACCAGCAACUACAAAAAAUCGAAAAUCCUCGGAUCCCUGUUGAAAUUAUCUUCCAAAUUAUCGAAUUACUUCUUAACGAUCACGAUGAAUGUACGGCAGUCUGUGUCGCUAUUACAGGUCGUACCUACUAUCGAUUCUUCCGCUCAGUCCACCCGGAACACGUACUACUCAUUUCAAGACCACCAUACCCUCAUAGCCCAAAGGGAUUUCCGCCUAAUCUCGCAAAACUUCUACACGAUUCGUUAGUUCCAGAGUACCGAUUCUUGAAGCGACUCCAUCAAUUCCUUCUUUGCUCUGUCUAUGGAGAUGAAGCCGGUACUCCUAAAGAGUGGGAUCUGAUCCAGCGAACGAGCGACUAUCAUAGCAUUAUAUCAAGACAGGGACGCAUAGUCGGAAAACUUAUUUUGCCAAGUCCAUUCGGAAUGGGAACCGAUUGGUAUCUUGCAGCAGUUCGCCAGUUCGUCAAACAUGUUGAAGAAGCUGUUCCAGAUUUAUCCACAGUCAGUAGUAAUCUUAUGCAAUAUGUACCAGUCGUAAUGCCCGGGAUCUCUGUGAUUGGACUAACAAUGAGUACAUUCACGUCGACGGGACUUCCAGUUCGUUUAGUCAACAUGGCUCCAUCGUCGGAGACCAGGCCAUGGCUACAUGGAAUACCAUAUCCUGGAGUAACUUCGACUGGACAUAUAAUGCCUGGACAGACGAUGCUCGGUCAAACACCCAACCAAGAUCAACUGCGAGAGAACUUGAGGAUGACCAAUCUUGCGGUCAAAGACCAGUAUGCAAGAGUUACGGGAAUGCAAAAAACUCACCUUUGGCACUUGAUGGGAAAGUACGUUAGCACGCGGAUUCUAGAUCAUGAUCCAAGUGGUAAUGUACUCAAUAAAACUAGGCGUAUGUGUUUUUGGGAGGCAAUACUUCAAGCUUCAAAACAGGAUUGGGAACAGUAUUUUCUUCUUUUUGCUGAUGGAGUUGAGAUACCGACUGAAAAAUACUCAACACGCACAAUGGUCUGGAAACACCGCCCUAAGCCCAAAAAGCAGAACCAAGAGACUGGAUGUAAGUCGCCGGAAACUGAAUUCGUUGCCAUUCCCACUACCGUUGCCCCAACCAAGAAGAGCGAAUUCAAAGGAUUUCCACUCGACAUUAUAAACAUACUCUUCGAUAUACUAUUAGAGCAAGAUGAAAGGACUACCAUCAUUUGUCUUGCUCUUACAUGUCGAACCUGCUGGAAUUUCUUCCAAGGCAAACCGUGGAAGAAAUCUAUUAAAUUCGGUAGAUGGGAAGCUGACUCUUUCUAUGAAUACUGCUUUAUCGAGUUGAUUGAAACCUGGAUUGGCCCAGGUUACCGUCGUAUUGGCCCUGAUAGUCGGUAUAUUGAAACACCUUUUCUAUCGCGCGCCGUGUAUGGAGAUUUUCCAGGAGUGGAGGAAAAAACUUUGGAUGAUCGAUGGCAAGACUAUAAGACGUUGAAUAUUCAGGAUGAAGAGACGUAUAAAUUGAUUCCUCUUGUUCCAAAACCUUUUGGUGUGAGCGCGGAUAGCUGGUUUCGUCUCGCUGCACGGCAAUUCAAGAAUGAAGUUUUGAGCUGGGACUCUUGGACUCGCAUGAGGGCGAAACUAGCUGCGUCUUAUCGUCGUUCAAACUUGUACCGUUGGUUACUUUCCAACGGUGGUCAGGAAUGGCUCCUUUCUCACAGAAAAUAUCGGAAAACUAAGAUUUGUAACAAUAAUUCAAUGGCAGUAUUGAUUUAUUUUCCGGAUGAAGGCAAAUCAUGGCCCAUGGAGCCCGAGAGAUCCAAGCCAACUGGAAGAGGAACAAAUGCGCGGAAGCUCAGGAAAUCUGACAGAUGUUAUUCUCCAUCUUUCUGA